ACCGUUUCUAAUCUGAGUCACCAGCGUGUCCUGCUGGACCAAGAGUCUGCACCGUGUGAGAGAAGCUAUCAGGAGGGAACGUUCUGAAAUGGAUUCCAAGUAUUUUGUCUUAAUUUUGCUUUGUCAAUACCUGAACAAUACAUUUUUCUCAGAGACAGAAGCAAUUACAACAGAGCAGCAACCACCGUCCACUUCACUUACACCAUCAAUGUUAUAUGAUGCAACUAAUUCUCAAAACACAGCAGGGAAUACUUUAAGAAAAACAACACAAGUCAAUGUUUCUUCCGGACGACAAACACUGCCUGAAAAAAUCACUCCUGGACAACAAACACCAGUUGCUUAUGUCUCCUCUACAGAACCAGUACUGCACACUUCUGCAAGACCACUUACCUAUAACAUCACCAGACGAGCAAUAUCAACAGUCAACACCUCCUUCCCACAAACAUCACUACCUGGGUUCACUUUGGCCAAUCAAUCAUCACCUUCUACCCAUAAUUCCACUAGACAAUCACCAAGACCUUCUGCCUAUGCUUCUACACAACAACCACGGUCAUCUGCUCCUACCUCUUCUGGGAAAUCCGUACUACAGACUGUUCAUAAUCAAUCCAUAAAACCAACACCAACUAUUUAUUCACCUAGGAACUCACCACCGUUCACUUCAGAACCAACGCGUGGCAAAGGAACUGCACAAAAAACCAAAUACAAUGUAAUAGCUGCUAUAUUAAUUGGUACAAUAAUAGUUUCUAUGUUAGUAGCUAUACUCAUGGUUAUACUGUGGAAAUACUUGAGAAAACCAGUUUUAAAUGAUCAAAACUGGGCAGGCAGGUCUCCAUUCGCGGAUGGAGAAACACCAGACAUGUGCAUGGAUAACAUUAGAGAGAGCGAAGCAUCCACAAAACGCGCAUCAGUUGUUUCCCUUAUGACUUGGAAGCCAAGCAAAACCACACUGUUAGCAGAUGACUUGGAAGUUAAGCUGUUUGAAUCAAGUGAAUACAUCAAUGAUACCAAUAACCUCAAAACUGAGAGUGGAAAAGAUCAAAUAAAUUGUGUAUCAGAAGACAGUGCUGAUCGGUCAACAAUUGGCACAGCUGUAUCUUCUUCAGAUGACGUAGAUCUGUCCCUGCCACCUCCCCUUCUUGAUCUGGAUGGGCAUCUAUCUGACAAGCCUACAGUAGCAAUUGUACCUCCUCUACCAAAUGAUUCUACCAAUCUCCAGUCAUCUCCAGAUAGUCUAAAUCGAGCAUGUGAAGAUCAAGAUCAACAGCCAUUUCCACCACCCCCUGACUCUAACUUGUCUCUGUCAGCAGUAGAUUGUAUAAACAGUCAAGAGUCUAACCACGAGAUUCAGCACCAUGAGUUCUCUACUCCUGACUUCCAUCAGGAUCUCACUGACUCCCUGCCACCACCACCUCCAGAGCUGCUAUAAAGUGACAGCUUACUUUUGAGCUUGUGCUCCAUCCUGAGAUGACUCCAUCCUGUUCUUGUUCGUGGUACAACACACAGAACAUGUCAACUGGUCACCCACUGGCUUCUGUUUACGAACUACCUGACACCUGAGUGAAGCCAAUGUACACAGGUAGAUUAUUAGAGUGGUAUAUUACCAGCUAUAGAACUUAUUUUUAAAGCAGAGAGCCUUUUAUAUAUGUGAAUAAUACAUAUGUCAAUAACAUAACCAUUUUGGAAACAUGUAAUCUAUAUAUACUUACUGCUACCCAAUAGAUUUUCCCCUUGAA
Messenger RNA from Arvicola amphibius (Eurasian water vole), 1733 nucleotides. RefSeq names its product ecotropic viral integration site 2B (gene Evi2b). The transcript is spliced from 2 exons. Gene Ontology annotation, biological process: positive regulation of neutrophil differentiation; regulation of stem cell division. Lineage: Eukaryota; Metazoa; Chordata; Mammalia; Rodentia; Cricetidae. The record is from RefSeq and is a predicted model, not a curated record. The coding region runs from base 89 to 1426 and encodes 445 amino acids.